UCCUUGUGCCAUACCGACAGCCCCUCUGCCCCCUUGUUCCCUCAAGUAGAAAGCUCAGGAGACAGGCCGUUCAUCACCAUGUCUGACCACCAGCACCACCAGCUGAGCGACGAGGACAUCCGCCGGUCGUGGGACCUCAGCUUCGUCGUCCAGCCCGUGUCCUACACGGGCGUGGGGCAGCAGAUCCCGCCCGUCGCCGUCCGCAUCCUGCCGCCGAACCAGCACGGCGAGACCGUCUACGCCCACUGCAGCCUCGUGACGCUCGACGACCAGCCCGUCGAGCCCGCCCUGAUCCCGGGCACCUCCAACUACCAGGAGGCCCUCGAGUCGGACCGCGGCACCCACGGCCUCAUGUGCCACGCCUCGGAGCCCACCCACUCGGACCCCAUCAUCGUCGACCCGGCCAGGGAGAGCCUUCCCAAGAAGCGCAGUGCCGGCGGCAGCAGCAGCCGGGCGGGCGGCAGCAGCAGCAGUUCCAGCAAGGGCAACUGGGCCGCCUGGACGUCCCCGGGUGGGAUCGCCUUUUGCGCCGACGGGGGUGACCUCCACCUGUACUUCGCCUUCUCGGGGCUCAAGGUCGCCUGGCCUGGGACUUAUGCCCUGCACGUCGAGAUCUACCGCUGUUUGGAGUACACAGAACCCGUCGCGAGGGUUAUCUCUGGCCCCAUCCAAGUCAUGGAGGGCAACGUUCCGAACCAGAAACUCAGCAAAACCGCCCAGAGGGUCCUACUUCGGCUCCAGGAGCACCACAACAUGGCCAACCUCCAGAUCGAUAGCAAUGAUUUUGCCGACUUUAUCUAA
Molecule: messenger RNA, 801 nt
Organism: Gaeumannomyces tritici R3-111a-1
Lineage: Eukaryota; Fungi; Ascomycota; Sordariomycetes; Magnaporthales; Magnaporthaceae
Exons: 2
Coding region: 79-801 (240 amino acids)
Source: RefSeq, a predicted model, not a curated record